Molecule: messenger RNA, 1815 nt
Organism: Megalopta genalis
Lineage: Eukaryota; Metazoa; Arthropoda; Insecta; Hymenoptera; Halictidae
Source: RefSeq, a predicted model, not a curated record
GCCAUAUUGGGAAUAUUGACAGCCGUAUGAAGAUUUUGAUCGCGAAUUUCUUAGUUACGAUAAAUUUCCACAGAAAACGUUUAUCAGUUUCGUGAUUUAAGCGUUAUAACUAAUUAAUUAGUGUAUAACACAUGCAUUUUCUUUGUCCGUCCCUUUGCUAGGAAUAUACCGAAGUUAUUCCGUUUUAGAAUAAUUUCGCAGUUCACUAUAUGUACUUUGAAUUUACCGCGUUUAUACAUUUCACUGCUUCUGUAUUGGAAACAAAUAUGUGUGACCUUGGUAUACGAUAAAACAAUUUUAUAUUUUAUCCGACUGUUACACGUAUUGUGUGAUUAGUGGAACUCUACUUAUGCUUUGAGUUUAAAUGUAGUUAAGAUGUUUAUGAUUUAGCAGUUCUUAAUUUAUUCGUUAAAGAAUGAAAUUUAGUGUCUAUCAAUAACAGAAUACAGUAACCUUACCAUAGUAUAACAGAGACAAAGGUGUAAAUAGUGUAGUUAUACAAUAUGAUUAAAACUCCUGUAUCUAUCCUUCAAGAAAUGAUGGUAAAGCAACAGUCAGUGCCUGAUUAUCAACUUAUACACGAUGGGGGUGGCACACAUAUGAAUACCUUUACCUACCAAGUUACUUGCGAUGGCCUUACAGCAAAUGGUACUGGACGUUCUAAGAAAGAUGCAAAGCACGAGGCUGCAAAAGCAAUGCUGGAAACUAUAGCAACACAUAGAGGAUAUCUUCAACUUCCUGCACCAACUUCGCAGUCGCCUUUAAGAACACCUUUACCCCCAGUAAUUCCUGAAACAGAAAGACUGCCUCCUAAUGUGCCAUUUGUUAAUGCAGUGGGUGCUUUAAAAGAGCUAUGUCUUGAAAACAGUUUACAAGAGCCUCAAUAUGUACAAGUCAGUGAUGUUGGGCCUCCUCAUAGAAAAAUAUUUACUUUUCUAUGUAAUGUAGCAAAUUUUAGAGAAACUGGAGUUGCAAGAACAAAAAAGCAAGCAAAACAAGAAGCAGCAAAGAAGAUGUUACACAAGUUAACAGACUUAGUAGCUGAUUUGAAUAUUAUCACAGAGCUUGGUGACAAGGAAGAGGAAACUGAUCCUACUAGUGAAACUGCAAAAUCUCUUUAUCCAACAUUAUCAAGGUUACCAAACGCUAAAAAGAUUAACUUAGGCUAUAAAAUAUCGGAAUAUCACAUUAAAGUGAAGGAGUCUAUAGAUAGUGCUCUAUGCCAAGAAUUUGUAACAAAGUUGGACACCCUUGUUCCUGAAGAUUGUAGUAAUAUUACACCAGAAUUUGUACAAGAAUUUCAAUUAAGUUUGCAAGAUCUUUUGUUUUCUGUAAAUUUAGAACUUAGUUCUAUAUUUAUAAAACCUCUGAAAGAAGAUAUUUAUAUUACAGCUAUAAAAGUUAAUACUUCCCCGGAUACUGUACAAAUAGCAUCAGGAAAUUCAAAAGAAAGAGCUACAUUUUAUGCUUUAUUGAAGAUAAUAAAAACAUUAAAAUUUUUUUUUAAGUAAAACUGGAAUAUUUGGCUAUAAAAUAAAUUCGUGUUUAUUUCAUUUUUGCGUUAUUAAUAGAUUUUCAAGAAAGAGUGACAGGAAAUAUUUUUUUUUAAAGUGAUAUAGAGAUGAUAUGUAGCAGUUGAGAAAUGUAAAAAAGACAUUUUUGUUUCAAUAUACUUAACACGGUAAGAUUUGUACAAUGUCAACAAAGUUGAAAGAUUUUUUUUGAAAAUUCAAAACUGUAUUUAUUCUCGUGGCGAUACUCCUAAUUACAGGUUUCUGAGAAAUCAGAAAAUAAAAUAAGAUGACUCAUCGUUAA